Microdochium trichocladiopsis is the source of this 1090-nucleotide messenger RNA. RefSeq names its product mitochondrial carrier domain-containing protein. The record is from RefSeq and is a predicted model, not a curated record. Lineage: Eukaryota; Fungi; Ascomycota; Sordariomycetes; Xylariales; Microdochiaceae. The transcript has a single exon. Bases 127 to 1017 code for a protein of 296 amino acids. Gene Ontology annotation, biological process: mitochondrial citrate transmembrane transport.
AUCUGGGAUAAGUUCUCCUGCUACCAGCCCCCGACACCCUCUGGACCUCUAGACCUCUGGACCUUUACAACUCGACAGCAAGAAACGAAGAGUGCGAGAGAGUCGGAAGCAGCACAGAAACCAAAGAUGGUCGGCGGCGGCGACAACGCGGCCACCUCGCCGCUCAUGUCCCUCUGCGCGGGCGGCAUCGCCGGCGGCGUGGAGGCGGCGUGCACGUACCCGUUCGAGUUCGCCAAGACGCGCGUGCAGCUGUACGGGCACGACAAGCGGGCCGGCCAUACCACGCGGAACCCGUUCGCCAUCGUGGCGACGGUCGCGCGCGAGGAGGGCGCCCGGGCGCUGUACAAGGGCUGCUCGACCAUGAUUGUGGGGUCCGUCGGCAAGGACGCCGUGCGGUUCCUCGCGUUCGACAGCAUCCGCGCCGUGUUUGAGGACCCCGAAACGAAGACCCUGGGGCCCGGCAGGAGUAUCCUGUCCGGCAUGGUGGCCGGGGUCGUGGCGAGUACCCUGGUGGUCACGCCGAGCGAGCGGAUCAAGACGGUGCUGAUUGACGAUGCCAAGACGAGUAGGCGGUUCAAGGGCGCCGUGGACUGCAUCGUCACCCUGACGAAAGAGCAAGGCUUGCUCGGCGCGCUGUGGAGGGGCUAUACGACGACGACACUCAAGCAGGUGGGCACAACAGGGUUCCGGCUGGGCAGUUACUCGACGAUCAAGGACUGGGAGAGGAAGAAGGGGAUCAACGUUGACACCCCUGUCGUGAGCUUUGCCAACGGUGCGGUCGCGGGCACGGUGACGACACUCGCCACGCAGCCGUUUGACACGAUCAAGACGAUGGCGCAGCAGGCUAAGCAGGUCAGCACGAUGGAGGUGCUUCGAGAAAUGCUCGCGCAGGAAGGCGUCAAGGGCUUGUGGAGGGGCACGGUGAUGAGGCUCGGAAGGACGGUUCUGGCCGGCGGCAUUUUGUUCACGGCGAACGAGCAGGCGCUCAAGAUGUUGAAGCUGCUCACAGGGAAGUAAGGGUACAGAUAUAAUAGCGCAAAGACUAGAGUAGACUUAGACAAAUAGAUCAGACAGUCUCGUAGCAUCAUAC